This is a messenger RNA of Mugil cephalus (flathead mullet), 3161 nucleotides long. RefSeq names its product FAST kinase domain-containing protein 3, mitochondrial-like. Gene Ontology annotation, molecular function: RNA binding. The record is from RefSeq and is a predicted model, not a curated record. The transcript is spliced from 10 exons. Gene Ontology annotation, biological process: mitochondrial RNA processing; regulation of mitochondrial mRNA stability. Gene Ontology annotation, cellular component: mitochondrial matrix; ribonucleoprotein granule. The coding region runs from base 174 to 2084 and encodes 636 amino acids. NCBI's taxonomy places the organism in Eukaryota, Metazoa, Chordata, Actinopteri, Mugiliformes, Mugilidae.
CACAACCACGUUACCAAACACUGAAGGGGAGUUCUGUAAUACCAGCGUGUGUCAGACUUACAUGAUCCUGUUGCCAUACUGAAGGUACGUCGUCCAUAUGAUCGCAAGGAAAGUUUGCUGAGCGCAAGGACUCAACUGCGGUGUCAUUGUGCAACAUACGAAGCAUAACAACCAUGAAGUCCCUCGUUUGUAUCUCUUCGUCCGUCAGGGCCGCAUGUCAGCAUGCCUCGGCGUGUUUUACUCUUAAUCGUGGCCUUAUCCUUUGUAAUUCGGUGGGCAGAUGCCCGAAUGCCAGCAAAACUAUAGUUGUGCAACCGCGCGUAACCGGUAUGCGCUGUAUCCAAACAACGCGCGGCGCAGCGGUCCAGUUGGCGAGCGCUGGCCCUCUCCACACUCCCGUGCCCAUGCCAGGAAAAAGACUGGAUGAAGUGACCACGUACCACACUGGAACGCUACUGAAGCCAGCAAGAGCAGCCCCAAAAAUCUCUCCCUACGCUCCGUAUUCCAACCCACGGAGCAAUGCAGCUGCACGAGUCAACAUCCAGUCUCUGUUUGAUGAGGAUGUUGUCCCCGAGCUGUGCUCCAGGCUGGCAGGCUACCCCAGCAAUGACAGGGCAGAGGGACUGGCCAUUUUACUUGGCGCAUGUGUGGAGGUUGGCUUGGAAGCCCACAGCCCCCCGGCCUUCAGACUGAUGAAUGAGUGUGUUGAGCUCCUGUCCAGCAGGGACGUCGGGGUGGCACAGCUCUGCCUCCUGGGUAAGGUGGCGUGCGCCCUGGAAGGUCCCCAGUCAUGCGUGGUGAAAGAGGUCCUGGACUGUAUCGAUGUGGCUGUAGAGGAGGGCGGUGUCUCUCCCUGCGAUGCUGCCACCGUCUACUCCCUGCUGACCCUGAUUUACGAGCCAGACAACCUGCAGCAGCGGCUGAUUCUGUCUGCUUUACACAGACGCACACAAAGGCUGAUCCACCGGCUGACGGCCAGUCAAGUCAUUGACAUUCUGCAGUCUCUGGUGAAGUUACAGCAGAGACAGGCUAUUUUGUUGGUGUUGAGGCUCAGUCACAGGGCAUCACGGGUCUUCAAAGCUUUAAGCGAUGAUGAAAUCAUUAAGUUACUCUCUGCCCUAAUGACUUUGGGACAGCAUGACAAUGAGCUCCUGGCUGCUAUGGAGAAAUACCUGCCAGCGAGGCUGGGCGAGUGCGAUCCAGAGUUGAACAGCACCAUCAUGGAGUACUGUCUGCAAAUGAGGUGUCGCUCCGAGCCAGUCUUUGAAGCCGUGGCUGAAAACUUUGCAUUCAAUGGAGAGAAGCACACUACCCUUCAGAUAGCUAAACAGAUAGUUGCCAUGGGGAGACUCAACUACCUGCCGCAGUGCUCCAGUCAGAUGUUUAAAAAGUUGGAGAGCAUUUUGUCAACGAGGUUUUCCGAAUUUCAGCCUCGCUCGCUGAUAGAUAUGUUGCACGCCUGCAUCCACCUGGAACGCUUCCCGCUCAACUACAUACAUAAAAUCUUCAGCCCUCACUUCCUACAGAAGAUUCAUGCACAAAAGGAGCCGAUGGACAAGAACACACUGGGACAACUGACACAGCUCCAUCUCUCCACCACAUUAGAGUGCAAACACUACGGGGGUCCAAAACUGCCCUUCUUCCCUUACCUGAAGAGGUUUUCCUCUAUGGACCAAGCCUUUGAGACCCCUAUGGAGAAUCUGAUGUACAAACAGGUCAAAGGGCCACUUAUACAGCUGCUGGGGGGAAAACUGUUCUCCACCAGGACCUCAGCUCACAUUGGAUACACUAUAGAUGUGGAGAUAUGCUUGGAUGAGGAUGGAUUUGUUCUGCCUCUGUCUGAGUGGGAGCACAUUAGCAAAAGAAUUGCACUGUGUCUGGAUGGACAGAACCGUUUCUGCAGCAACACACAUAACCUGCUGGGCAAGGAAGCCACUAAGAGGAGACAUCUCCGCAGCAUCGGCUAUGAGGUGGUGCAGAUUCCUUAUUUUGAAUUUGAGAAGCUGAGAACUUCAAAGGAACAGGUCCAAUAUCUGCAAGACAAGAUCUUUCCCACCAUCACAAAGUUGAGUCAUCAGUCUUAGUUACCUUAAAGGUUUAAAUUUAAACCAAAGAGUGACAAAAGUGGGAGGACACUAAUAUUACUGUAUGGUAAUAGCUAUUGGAGAUAACUGUUGGCUUUUUUCUGUAGUCACAUAACCUUAACAAUCUGCCUUAUGUUCAGCGGAAAACUGAUGGUUUCUGUCAAGGAAAUAGAGAGAGAAACAAAUGUUGUUAGGUCCUUAUACAGAUGUUUGGGCCUUGACUUAGAGUGCAGAUUCUCAGAUAAUUGAAAGUAUUCACAUCCAAAUUAGAGAAAAGGUGCAGGAAUUAGACACAUAUUAAUACAUGGUCCCAUAUACUCCAAAGUGUUGAUUGAACGUAAAUAUUUGAGAGUAAAUCAUUCAUGAUCAUCAAUCAAUCCCAGCAACAGUUUCCAAAUAUCAAUAUAUAAAUAACACCUUCAGACCUUUUACGUGUUUCACUGAUGAAGACAUAGUGAUGGACUAUACCACACAUGAUCACGAAACAGCAUUUGAGACAAACGUCCAUCACUUUUUAGCCGUCAAAAAUAACAGACUGUAUAAAAAAAUGUUUGUAAUUCCAACAUUUUCCUCCAUUUCGGAUGUAAAUACCCUGACACUUAAAGCAUGAGGGAGUCUCCACUUUAACUGUAACUGUAACUUGAAUAUGUUUUUUUAUAAAAAGUUAAAAGAACAAAAAACGUCUCAGUGUCGAAAUAGACCUAACUGAAUCUAAUUUUUGUGCAAUAAGAUUCUUUUUAUCUUGAAGCUGCUGCUGAGGGGUAGUUGAAAAGUAUUUUUCCUAUUUAUAAUUAUGAUAGUUUUCCAUACUGCUGUUAAUUCAUUAAGUUGUCUCAUUAAGUUGAAAUGAGUGACUGAUUCAUUUAAGCACAAAAUAUGUAAUAAUAUGUAGAUAUUAUCAAGUGGAAUAGAAGUGGUAUGUAUUGAAUGUCCUUGCUUUAUGCCAUAGCAUUUGUGUUUUGGGAUAGGAAAAAGUAUGUUGCCUCACUGACCCAAAAAAGAAAAUGUUUAAAGGUGUAUGUAACAUACAAUAUGUUUUUAAUUUAUGAAAAUAAAAGACUUAAGAGCUUCACAGUA